This is a messenger RNA of Camellia sinensis, 1296 nucleotides long. The record is from RefSeq and is a predicted model, not a curated record. NCBI's taxonomy places the organism in Eukaryota, Viridiplantae, Streptophyta, Magnoliopsida, Ericales, Theaceae.
AUGAAAGUUCUUUCAUGGAAUGUUAGAGGCUUGGGUAAGCCUGAGAAAAGGAGGAGGAUCAGAAAUCUCUUAAAGGCAAAAGGGGUGGAUAUGGUGUUGAUCCAAGAAACUAAAAAGUCAAGUAUUGAUGAAAGAUUUGUCAGAUCUCUAUGGGCAGAAGAUGCACUGGGGUAUAUGGAGGUGGAUGCAGUAGGGAGUGCAGGGGGUUUGUUAUGUCUAUGGAAACCUCACGUGUUUCAGUUGAAGAAUUGUUGCAGUUCUAGGAAUUUUAUUCUGCUAUCAGGUAUGGUUUAUCACAGUUUUGAUUGUGUUGUUGGUAAUGUCUAUGCCCCUAAUGAUUGUAGAGGUAGAAGUCAACUGUGGAAAGUCCUUUAUAACCUGAAAGCAUCCUUCCCAAAACCUUGGUGUUUAGGGGGGGAUUUUAAUGAAAUUAAAGCUAUUGGAGAAAGGAAAGGCUGUGUGAGAAGAGAUAGGGGGAUGCAGGAGUUCAAUGAAUUUUUAAAUAAUAUUGAAUUGGUUGAUGUUCCUAUGCUUGGUAGGAAAUAUACAUGGAGUAAUUCACAGUCAGGUGCAUGCUGGAGUAGGAUCGAUAGGUUCCUAUUAAAUCCGGAAUGGCUUGUGUGGUUUAAAUUUAAGGUAUGGGGCCUGCCUAGAAUACUGUCUGACCACUGCCCAAUUUUAUUGAAGGAAGAUGAUAGGGAUUGGGGUCCCAAACCAUUCAAAUUCUUAAAUGCCUGGGUGCUACAUCCCAGCUUUCUUAAAGAAGUUGAAAAGGUUUGGGUUGGUACACAAGUGGAAGGGUGGGCUGGAUUCAGAAUUAUGGUGAAAUUGAGAACACUUAAACAAGCUCUAAAGAUUUGGAAUGUGGAGGUAUUCGGACACGUGGAGUCCAAGCUCAAAGAAGCUGAGGCUGAGCUACACUCGUGGGAUCUAAUAGCUGAAGAGAGAGAUCUUGUAGAAGUUGAAGUUAGACAAAAAACUGAGAUCAGAGAUGAAGUGUGGAAGCUUAGAAAAAGGCUAGAGUGGCUAUGGCUGCAGAAAUCCAGACUGAAUUGGUCCUUAAAAGGGGACAAAAACACCAGAUAUUUCCAUAUUAUGGCAUCGAGAAGGCAUAGUAAGAACGUCCUUGAUUCACUGAAGAUUAAUGGUACCCUAUAUGAGGAUCCUGCGGAGUUGAAACAAGCAGUGGCAUCAAAACCAGAUUCAAUCUUGUUUGGUGAAGGAGUUCUCAAGAACAGAGGUUUGGGCAGCAAUCAAGGAAUGCGAUGGCAAACUCAUAACAAUAGUAACAAUUAG